Messenger RNA from Emys orbicularis (European pond turtle), 3003 nucleotides. It is a transcript of the gene PITPNM3, whose product is annotated as PITPNM family member 3. Bases 1 to 3003 code for a protein of 1000 amino acids. The record is from RefSeq and is a predicted model, not a curated record. The transcript is spliced from 20 exons. Gene Ontology annotation, molecular function: metal ion binding; glycerophospholipase activity. NCBI's taxonomy places the organism in Eukaryota, Metazoa, Chordata, Testudines, Emydidae. Gene Ontology annotation, cellular component: cytoplasm; COPII-coated ER to Golgi transport vesicle.
AUGGUGCAUCUUCAUAAGAGCUAUGGAAGAAAUUCAGUUCUAACCUUGGCAAGCAGAUCAUCAUUUAAUUUUGUUAAUGUGAGUCUGUCUUUAUUUCCAGCUGGUUCGCGCAGAUUCAGUGGCACUCAGUGGCACAUGCAGAACAUCAUUAAUGACUCUGUGGAGAGCUCAGACGAUGAAUUUUUUGAUGCCCGAGAGGAGGUGGUGGAAGGGAAAACUGCCAUUCUCAUAGGAAUGAGCCAGUGGAACUCCAAUGACUUGGUAGAGCAGAUCGAAACAAUUGGGAAGCUGGAAGAAAAUCAAGCAGGUGAAGAGUCUGCGGUUUGCUCGUCUGGCUUUCUCCAGGAAAAGCAACGUGAAUUAUAUAGAGCGUCUUUGAGAAAACAAAGAUUCCCUGCACAAGGCAGCAUUGAAAUACAUGAGGACAAUGAGGAAGGAGCUCAGCACAGGAACUGUAAAACUCACGUCCUUAUUCUUGUCCUACAUGGGGGCAACAUCUUAGAUACAGGAGGAGGGGACCAGAACUGCAAGAUGGCUGACAUCAACACCUUCAGUUCCGUGUUUGAGAAGGUGACCCGAGCCCAUUUCCCUGCUGCACUGGGCCACAUCUUAAUCAGGCUUGUCCACUGCCCAGCCAUCUGUUUGGAGGCUUUCUCUCUUGUUUCCAACCUGAAUCCCUACAGCUAUGAUGAGAAUUGCCUGAGCAGUAGUGAAGACCACAUCCCACUGGCUGCCUUGCCCUUGCUGGCCAUUUCCUCCCCUCAGUACCAGGAUGCAGUUGCCAUGGUGAUUAACAGAGCCAACCAAGUUUACAAUGAAUUUCUCAAGUCUCCAGAUGGGACUGGUUUUAAUGGACAGGUGUGCCUCAUCGGUGACUGUGUUGGAGGAAUUUUGGGGUUUGAUGCCAUCUGCUACAGUGCUGGCACCGCGGGCGAGAGUCAGAACAGUAGCAGGAGAGGGAGCCUCGGCAGCAUGCAGGAUAAUCCCCUCUUAGCAGAGGAUUCCAGUCUGGGUGGCAGCAAACGCCUAAGCAAAAGUAAUAUUGACAUUUCGGGAAUCAUGGAGGAUGAGGAGCCAAGGCAACCGUUGCCAAGGAAACAGAGCGACUCAUCCACUUAUGACUGUGAUACUAUAUCCCAACACCAUGCUUUCCUGUCUAGUAUCCACGCGAGUGUUAUGAAGAACGAUGCAGACUUUCCUCCUAUGAGCAGCUCCAGUCUCUCGGAAGUAAACCUGGGACGGUUUGAAUUUGAAGUUUCAGAUUUCUUCCUGUUUGGAUCACCACUUGGUUUAGUACUGGCCAUGAGGAGUACUGUUCUGUCUGGACUGGAUGUGUGCCAGGUCCGUCCAGCUUGCAGCCAAGUGUACAGUUUCUUUCACUCUGCUGAUCCCUCUGCCUCCAGGCUUGAGCCAUUGUUGGAGAAAAAAUUCCACCUCUUGCCUCCAUUUAACGUCCCAAGGUACCAGAGAUUUCCACUGGGAGAUGGAAGAUCACACCAGUUAGCUGACACUCUUCACAACCAGAGCGCCCUGUUUCUUGAGAACAUCUCCAGGGUCACACCCGCCUCUCCAGAGACUCCAGAAUCUCCAGACACGCAGAGUCAGUCACAAGGAAAGACAAGGAGGACAAGCUUGGUCAGCAUGAACAGUGAAACCUCCGGGUCAACAGAGAGCUUGCCAUCAGCAAACAUCUCCAGUAUUACUGCCAAAUGGUGGGGAACAAAGCGAAUAGAUUACGCCCUGUACUGCCCAGAUGUUCUAACAGCAUUCCCAACAGUGGCCCUGCCCCAUCUCUUCCAUGCCAGCUACUGGGAAUCAACUGACGUCGUGGCAUUCAUUUUAAGACAGGUGAUGAGGUAUGAAAAUGUGAAUGUCAAGGAAAAUGACAGCUUGGACCCUGCAACACUAAGCCCCUCCAAUCCACGAGAGAAAUGGCUACGCAAGAGGACACACGUCAAGCUCCGAAAUGUAACUGCCAAUCACAGAGCAAACGACGUCAUUGCAGCCGAAGAUGGUCCUCAGAUACUGGUUGGGCGGUUUAUGUAUGGCCCCCUGGAUAUGGUCGCUUUAACGGGUGAAAAGGUUGAUAUCCUUAUUAUGACAGAACCCUCUUCGGGGAGGUGGGUGUAUUUCGACACAGAGAUCACCAAUAGCAGUGGCAGAAUAUCCUACAACGUACCCAAACAGAAGAGGCUUAGAGUUGGCGUGUAUCCCAUCAAAAUGGUGGUUAGGGGCGACCAGAGCAAUGCACUGAGUUACUUGACUGUGCUUCCCCCGGGAAUGGAGUGUGUGGUGUUUAGCAUUGAUGGCUCCUUUGCAGCGAGUGUCUCAAUCAUGGGUAGUGACCCCAAAGUCCGAGCUGGGGCAGUCGACGUUGUCCGCCACUGGCAGGAUCUGGGAUACCUGAUCAUCUAUAUCACUGGCCGUCCUGAUAUGCAAAAGCAGAGAGUGGUCUCCUGGUUAUCUCAGCACAACUUUCCUCAAGGGAUGAUUUUCUUCUCGGAUGGGCUUGUUCAUGACCCACUACGACAAAAGACGAUUUUCCUCCGGAAUCUAAUGCAAGAGUGCUACAUCAAAAUUUGUGCUGCAUAUGGCUCAAUGAAGGAUAUUUCCGUGUACAAUGUUUUGGGUCUGUCGCCUUCCCAGAUCUACAUAGUUGGACGUCCGACAAAGAAAUACCAGACUCAAUGUCAGUUCCUCAGUGAAGGUUACGCGGCGCACUUAGCCUUGCUGGAGUUCAGUCUCCAUUCACGGCCCAAGAAGAACAACUCCCGGAUGAUCUUGAGGAAAGGAAGCUUUGGCCUGCACUCCCAGCCCGAGUUUCUGCGGAAACGGACUCACCUUCGCAGGACUAUGUCUGUGCAGCAGCCUGACCCACCUUCGUCAAACCCCAAACCAGAGCGUGCCCAGAGCCAGCCUGAAUCAGACAAAGAUCACGACAGGCACCUGCCCCCCAUAGCCUGGGUUCGAGGUGGGGUCCAUAAAUUUGAGUCUGCGCCUUAG